UAGACUUAUUUGCGUUAAACAUGGCGACUGCUGGAACGAAACUUAUUUCGCGAACUUGUAAAUUAUGUAAUUUUUUAAUUGUAAGGCGUUGUUUGACAACUAAAACACAUAUUCCUCGAUUAAAGAGUAAUGCUAAAUUAAAAGGACCAUUUUUCAACUUUUCAUUGUUAACUGGUUCUAAUAUCGAAACCACUAAAGCUAUUUUCAUUGGAACGACAUUCGGCACCGGCUGUUAUUUAUUGCGUAAUGGUUUACUUUUUGCAUAUAGUCAAGACGAUGGACGUGGCAGUGAUAACAAUGAAAGACUCUUGUUUGCUGUUAAAAAUGGUGACAACUAUGCCAUUAGAAGUCUUAUCAGCAGUGGUGUAGAUGUUAACAGGAGACAUGCAUUAGGAUGGACAGCUCUCCAUGUGGCUGCUAUUAACAAAAAUGUUCACGCUGUAGAACAGCUGAUAGCGGCCGGGGCCGACGUUAACCUAGGCGAUGAUUACAGCACCAUUAAUCAGGUGUCCCAGGAGAAACACAUGCAUGCAAUGCACGUACAUAGAAGUCGAGAGGAAGAAUUUAGUCACAGAUUACGUGCCAAUGCCAACUAUAAGGACUGCACAGCUUUACAUUAUGCUGCUCUCAUGGAUGCUGGAGAUAUUGUUAAAAUCUUGCUUGAUGCUGGAGCUGAUCCCACCAUAGAAAACAGUAAUGGUCAUAAACCAGAAAUGUAUACCACAAAACCAGAGAUAAAACAAUUAAUAGCUAACAGUGAGAAAAAGUUUAAAGCUGAGAAGGAUAAGCUGGCAGCGGAGGAGAGAAGACGAUAUCCUCUAGAACAGAGGUUGAAGGAACAUAUUAUAGGACAAGAGGGUGCCAUCAAUAUGGUCGCCUCAGCGAUCAGAAGAAAAGAGAAUGGUUGGUAUGAUGAGGACCACCCACUUGUAUUCUUGUUUCUCGGAUCCUCUGGUAUAGGUAAAACAGAACUUGCGAAACAAGUAGCAAACUACAUGCAUAAAGAUUUGAAAAAGGGAUUUAUCCGACUUGACAUGUCUGAAUACCAACAGAAACAUGAGGUAUCAAAGUUUAUUGGGUCACCACCAGGUUAUGUUGGACAUGAUGAAGGGGGACAACUCACAAAAUUGUUGAAAGAAAAUCCAAAAGCUGUUGUUUUGUUUGAUGAAGUGGACAAGGCACAUACUGAUGUCCUGACCAUUAUGUUACAACUGUUUGAUGAGGGUAGACUAACAGAUGGUAAAGGAAAAACAAUAGAAUGUAAGGAUGCCAUUUUUAUUAUGACAUCAAACUUAGCACAAGAUGAGAUAGCAGCACAUGGAUUAGAACUUCGUAAAGAAGCUGAGCAAGUCUCAAAACAGAGGAAAGCUGGAAAACUUGAUGAUUUGAACAAUGAUGAAGGUAUCACAGUUUCUCGGAGCUUUAAAGACUUCAUUGUACGACCUAUAUUGAAGAGACAUUUUCGAAGAGAUGAGUUUCUUGGCAGGAUCAAUGAAUUUGUAUACUUCUUACCGUUCUCUAGGUCAGAAUUAAGCAAACUGGUUAUCAAGGAACUCAAAUUCUGGGCAGAAAGGGCUGAGAAGAAACAUGGGAUGGAGUUAAUUUGGGAUCAUGAAGUUGUUGAUGCAUUAGCUGAUGGUUAUGAUGUACAUUAUGGGGCAAGAUCUUUGAAAUAUGAGGUUGAGAGGCGAGUUAUUAGUCAGCUUGCAAUGGCACAUGAAAGACAACUGAUCGAGCCUGGUAGUAUUGUUAAACUUACUGUGUCACAGAAGGUAGAGAAGGAUGAGUCAGCAGAGGACAGUUUAAACGAGAAAAUUACACCAAUAAAACUACAGCUUCUCAAGAAAGGGACAUUUCGCGAUUCAUUUAUAGAUAUAGACCUGUCCAAGAAAGAUAAUCCAUUCACUGCCGAGUCAUAGCAAGGCUGAAAACUGGAUUGUCUCCCAUUUGAUGGCUUAUUUGUGAUUAAGUUAAACAUGUUUUUGUUAUAAAGUUUACUUUAAACACUUUAAGAGAUCAAUGAGAAUGACAGUGCAGGAACGUUGAAUGGAAAAGUGGUGUACACUAUUGCUUGUUUUCUUAUGAUACAGUCUUAUAUUUUUGUGAAAUCUAUUG
Ruditapes philippinarum (Manila clam) is the source of this 2115-nucleotide messenger RNA. RefSeq names its product mitochondrial disaggregase-like. Lineage: Eukaryota; Metazoa; Mollusca; Bivalvia; Venerida; Veneridae. The record is from RefSeq and is a predicted model, not a curated record. The transcript has 16 exons. Gene Ontology annotation, cellular component: mitochondrion; cytoplasm. Bases 21 to 1919 code for a protein of 632 amino acids. Gene Ontology annotation, molecular function: ATP binding; protein binding; ATP hydrolysis activity. Gene Ontology annotation, biological process: cellular response to heat.